AUGUCGUGCCCUCCCAGCGACGACGACAUCCAAGAGGCCGCUCGCCAUUUCAAAGCGUCCGCCCUCCGCUCCGAGCCGGACAGUCUCCCGACGAAACCAGAACGAAUCACCGUCGGCUUCGAACGGAAGAGCUGUGCUGGCAUCGGGUACGUGAAGAUGGACGCUUCUGGUGGAGAGCAGAAGGUUCCAUUUUGCGACCGAAUUGCUCUGCGGAGAAGAUGGUGCUUGUAG
Saxophila tyrrhenica is the source of this 231-nucleotide messenger RNA. RefSeq lists its product as uncharacterized. Bases 1 to 231 code for a protein of 76 amino acids. NCBI's taxonomy places the organism in Eukaryota, Fungi, Ascomycota, Dothideomycetes, Mycosphaerellales, Extremaceae. The transcript has 2 exons. The record is from RefSeq and is a predicted model, not a curated record.